AUGAGCAAUCAGUACCAGGAGGAGGGCUGCUCCGAGAGGCCCGAGUGCAAAAGUAAAUCUCCAACUUUGCUCUCCUCUUACUGCAUCGACAGCAUCCUGGGCCGGAGGAGCCCGUGCAAAAUGCGGCUGCUGGGAGCCGCGCAGAGCUUGCCUGCCCCGCUGGCCAGCCGCACCGACCAGGAAAAGGCCGUUCAAGGCUCCCCCAAGGGCAGCAGCGCCCCGUUCGAGGCCGAGCUGCACCUGCCGCCCAAGCUGCGGCGCCUGUACGGCCCGGGCGGGGGCCGCCUCCUCCAGGGCGCCGCGGCGGCGGCGGCGGCAGCGGCGGCGGCGGCGGCGGCGGCGGCCACGGCCACGGCCGGUCCGCGGGGGGAGGCCCUUCCGCCGCCGCCGCCGACCGCGCGGCCCGGGGAGCGGCCGGACGGCGCGGGGGCCGCCGUGGCCGCUGCGGCCGCGGCCGCCGCAGCCUGGGACACGCUCAAGAUCAGCCAGGCGCCGCAGGUGAGCAUCAGCCGCAGCAAGUCGUACCGCGAAAACGGGGCGCCCUUCGUGCCGCCACCGCCCGCGCUGGACGAGCUGGGCGGCCCGGGGGGCGCCGCGCACCCGGACGAGCGCCUCGGCGCGGCCGGUGGCCCCGGCGGCGCCCCGGCGGCGAGUAGCGGCACGGGCGCCGAGGACGAGGAGGAGGAGCUGCUGGAGGAUGAAGAGGACGAGGACGAGGAAGAGGAGCUGCUGGAAGACGACGAGGAGGAGCUGCUGGAGGAUGACGCCCGCGCGCUGAUCAAGGAACCGCGGCGCUGCGCCGUGGCCGCCACCGGAGCGGUGGCCACCGCCGCUGCCGCCGCCGUGGCCGCUGAGGGCGGGGAGCUGUCGCCCAAGGAGGAGCUGCUGCUGCACCCAGAGGACGCUGAGGGCAAGGACGGCGAGGAUAGCGUGUGCCUGUCUGCGGGCAGCGACUCAGAGGAGGGGCUGCUGAAGCGCAAACAGCGGCGCUACCGCACCACGUUCACCAGUUACCAGCUGGAGGAACUGGAGCGGGCCUUCCAGAAGACGCACUACCCAGACGUCUUCACCAGGGAGGAACUGGCCAUGAGGCUGGACUUGACUGAGGCCCGGGUCCAGGUCUGGUUCCAGAACCGUCGGGCGAAGUGGCGCAAGCGGGAGAAGGCGGGCGCACAGACCCAUCCUCCGGGUCUGCCCUUCCCCGGGCCGCUCUCCGCUACCCACCCGCUCAGCCCCUACCUGGACGCCAGCCCUUUCCCUCCGCACCACCCUGCGCUCGACUCGGCCUGGACGGCCGCUGCCGCCGCCGCUGCCGCUGCCUUCCCGAGCCUACCUCCGCCUCCGGGCUCGGCCAGCCUGCCGCCCAGCGGGGCGCCGCUGGGCCUGAGCACUUUCCUCGGAGCCGCCGUGUUCCGGCACCCGGCCUUUAUCAGCCCUGCGUUCGGCAGGCUCUUUUCCACCAUGGCCCCCCUGACCAGCGCGUCGACUGCGGCCGCGCUGCUGAGACAGCCCACGCCGGCCGUGGAGGGCGCGGUGGCGUCGGGCGCGCUGGCUGACCCGGCCACGGCGGCCGCAGACAGACGCGCCUCUAGCAUAGCCGCGCUGAGGCUCAAGGCCAAGGAGCACGCCGCGCAGCUCACGCAGCUCAACAUCCUGCCGGGCACCAGCACGGGCAAGGAGGUGUGCUAA
Mesoplodon densirostris (Blainville's beaked whale) is the source of this 1689-nucleotide messenger RNA. It is a transcript of the gene ARX, whose product is annotated as aristaless related homeobox. The record is from RefSeq and is a predicted model, not a curated record. Lineage: Eukaryota; Metazoa; Chordata; Mammalia; Artiodactyla; Ziphiidae. The transcript is spliced from 5 exons. The coding region runs from base 1 to 1689 and encodes 562 amino acids. Gene Ontology annotation, biological process: regulation of transcription by RNA polymerase II. Gene Ontology annotation, molecular function: RNA polymerase II transcription regulatory region sequence-specific DNA binding; DNA-binding transcription factor activity, RNA polymerase II-specific.